CCAAAAUCACGCACAGUCAUUGCGUUUGGUCUUCAUCCGAAGCCUUAAACGGACUGUCUUAAAACGAAGCGAGGAUGAGGGGACAGUCGCGCGGGAUCCGUUUUCUUAAUAGUUUUUUAUUCAUCAUCACCGCUCGGCAAUGGGUGUCGGCGAGCAGUGACCUGCGCUCGUGCAAUGAGACAGACUACUACUAUGAGUAUACAGAGUGUGACAGUACAGGGUCUCGAUGGAGGGUGGCCAUCCCCCACAAUCUGGGCACCUGCUCAGGCCUGCCUACUCCCACCAGAGGAACAGACUGCUUGUUCUCGUGCGCAGCGGGAGAGUUCCUAGAGAUGUCCGCUCAGCAAUGUACGCCGUGUGCGGCCGGCUCCUAUUCGCUGGGCAGUGGGGUGCGUUUCGACCAAUGGGACACUAUCCCUGCCGGCUUCACCAGCCUGGCCACCUACAUGGACCCAGGACCCAGUGGAGAGGAGAGUCAGGCCUGUAAUAGCUCAUCGUGGACACCGCAGGGUGUGUAUCUGGAGUCUAGUCGUGAUGAGUGCACAGUGUCUCUGGUGUACGCUGUGCAUCUGGAGAAGCAGGGCUCCGUCUCCUUCAGCUACCAGUACCCUGACAACAAUAUCUUCUUUGAGUUCUACGUCCAGAAUGAGCAGUGUCAGGAGAUGGCCCAGACAGACGAUCAGAAGUGGAUCAAACUCACCACCAACGGAGAGUGGGACACACACACGGUGAAUCUGAAGUCUGGCACUAACAUACUGUACUGGAGAACGACAGGGAUCCUGGUCGGAGGGAAGAUGGUUAAACCAGUGCUGCUCAGGAACGUCCACAUUGAGGGUGUUGCCUACACCUCUGAGUGUUUCCCAUGCCGACCAGGCUGGUUUAGCUCCGCCCCUGGCUCCUCCUCCUGCCAGCCCUGCCCCAGAAACACAUCGUCUAACAAGGGAGCCACCUCCUGUACGCCCUGCCCCGACACACAGUACUCACAUGAGGGAUGGUCGCAGUGUAAGGAGAGGCCUCCAUGUUCAGAGAAGGAUUACUUUCAGAUCCACACAGCCUGCGACAGCGAGGGAAAGACGCAGGUGAUGUACCGGUGGGUGGAGCCGAGAAUCUGUGAGGAGAAUGUGACGGGCGCUGUGGCACUGCCCCCUACAGGGGAGAGAGAGGCCUGCCCGCCCUGUAACCCUGGCUUCUACAACACCAACGACUCCACCUGCUUCCCCUGCCCUCCUGGAACACACUCUGACGGCACCUCAGUGUGUGAGGAGUGUCCUGCGGGGACAGAGCCAGUACUAGGGUAUGAGUAUAAAUGGUGGAACGUCCUCCCUUCCAACAUGAAGACUUCCUGCUUCAACGUGGGCAACUCCAAAUGUGACGACAUGAACGGCUGGGAGGUGGCAGGGGAUCACAUCCGCAGUGGUGCUGGAGGCUCGGAUAACGAUUACCUCAUCCUGAACCUGCAUGUUCCUGGCUUCAAGUUACCAACAUCACUUGCUGGGAUGACCGGGACUGAGUUUGGCCGGAUCAUCUUCGUCUUCGAGACAAUCUGCUCUGCCGACUGUGAGCUCUACUUCAUGAUGGAUGUGAACAGGAAGAGCACUAUGGUGGUGGAGUCAUGGGAGGGCAGUAAGGAGAGACAGUCCUACACACACAUCAUGACCAAGAACGCAUCCGUAUCAUACACUUGGGCCUUCCAGAGGACCAACCAGGCUCAGGACGUGCGUCGGUACAUCAGCGACGUGGUGAAACUCUACUCAGUGAGCGUGACAAAUGUCCAGGAUGGCGUGGCAUCUGCGUGCCGGGCCUGCGCCCUCCUAUCUCAGAGUUCUCAGCGGUCUGGGUCGUCGUCGUGUAUUCCAUGCCCAGCUGGGUUCUACAUUGACAGAGACACCAACCGGUGCCAGGAGUGCCCCCCCAACACAUACCUGUCUGGUCACCACACAUAUGGCGAGGAUGCGUGUCUGCCCUGUGGCCCCGGGAGUAAGAGCAACAAGGAGCACUCUCGUUGCUAUAGCGACUGCUCCUUCAGUCACACGGAGAACAACCGCACCCUGACCUUUGACCUGAGCUCUCUGAGCACCGUGGCCUCGCUCACCAACGGCCCCAGCUUCACCUCUAAAGGCACCAAGUAUCUCCACAUCUUCAACGUCAGCCUGUGUGGACACCAGGGGAAGAUGGCAGCUGUCUGCACAGAUAAUGUCACCGAUCUCGCCAGUAAGGACAUGGGGAGUGAUUCCACCCAGUUCGUCAACUCUGUGGACAGCUUCAUCUGUCAAUCAACCAUCAUUCCUGCGGAUGGGCGGGGCUUCAGGACAGCUCUGGCAUCCCAGUCUAUCAGUCUGGCUGAUACCUUCCUCGGAGCGACAAUGGACAGUGUUUUAGACGGAAUAAACACCAGACCAGAACUCUUCUCUGACAACUCAAAAGGCAUUCCAGACAUCAACUUCUUCUACAGGUCUACUCAGGCGACUGGAUCCUGUGAGCGUGGUCGGAGUGCGGUCAUGACGAUACGCUGCAACCCAGAGAAGACCGACCGCGGGCAACUCACAGUCCCCAGUGCAUGCCCUGCAGGUACGUGUGACGGCUGUACGUUUCACUUCCUGUGGGAGAGUGGGAGCGCCUGUCCCCGUUGCACCCAGGACGACUAUCACCAGAUAGAGGGAGCCUGUAAGGGAGGGGUCCAGGAGACUCUGUCUGUGUGGAAUGAGCCAAAGCUGUGCACCAAAGGCAUGUCCCUGCCAGCUAAGAGCUCCGCCCCCUGCGAGGCCAUCGCCCUAUGGCUAAAGGUGGGGGUAGGGGGCGGGGCCUUCUUAGCUGUGCUGCUCAUCUCUCUCACCUGCUAUUUCUGGAAGAAGAACAAGAGGCUGGAGUAUAAGUACUCUCGGCUGGUGAUGUCAGCCAAUAAGGAGUGUGAGCUGCCGGCGGCAGAUAGCUGUGCCCUGGCCGAGGGGGAAGAGCCUGAGGAUGACGUGGUCUACUCCCACAAACCCUCCCUGCUCGGCAAGCUCAGGGCCAUCGCCAACAAGCAGAGGGCGGAAGACAGCAGUGAGUCGGUACAGCUGAAGUCAUCCCAGUCUGAGAGAUGGGUCUGGGGGUAACGACAAGAAAGAAGAGAGAGAAAGGGAAAGAAAGAAGAGAGAGAGAGAAAGAAAGAAGAAGAGAGAGUUGGUAGGGUUGGCACUGAGUUCCACUCCUCUUCAUGUCUCCUGGGCUCUGCUUAUUCCUGAGGACUCCAUCGUGGCUCCAGCCGCUCCAGUAUCCUCUGUAAAGGCACCUGUUCCCAUGAUUCUGACUGAAACUGGAAAGUGGUUUGGCUCCCAACCUAGACCCUACCACACACACAACCCUGCUUAUUGCCAUGGAUAUUGAAGGGCUGCAAAUUUAAGAAACAGUCACUGUUUUUGUAUAUUUUGUAUUGUCAUUUGGAGUUUAUCUGUACAGUCAUGUCCAAAGUAUUUAUAAUGAUUAAUGUUGUUAUGAUUUAUCUUUAUUAAAUUCUCACUUGGCUUUGGGGCCGUGUU
Messenger RNA from Coregonus clupeaformis (lake whitefish), 3518 nucleotides. It is a transcript of the gene elapor2b, whose product is annotated as endosome-lysosome associated apoptosis and autophagy regulator family member 2b. The coding region runs from base 75 to 3095 and encodes 1006 amino acids. NCBI's taxonomy places the organism in Eukaryota, Metazoa, Chordata, Actinopteri, Salmoniformes, Salmonidae. The record is from RefSeq and is a predicted model, not a curated record. The transcript is spliced from 22 exons. Gene Ontology annotation, biological process: positive regulation of BMP signaling pathway.